Molecule: messenger RNA, 1842 nt
Organism: Stylonychia lemnae
Lineage: Eukaryota; Ciliophora; Spirotrichea; Sporadotrichida; Oxytrichidae
Source: the annotation of a GenBank genome assembly
AUGAAUGAUGAUGAUGAAAUCAGCCUCAGAAGCUCACUUAUAGAGGAUGAACCCUCACCGGGUAUCAUAAAUGAGCCAUAAAUAGCCACUGAAAGACAACGUAUUUAGCAGAUUUUUUACAAAAGCGAUAUAGAAUAAACUGGCAACAUCACUCAGAAUGGUUCAUAGCAGAAGAUGAAUAUACAGAUUCUGCCCAAUAUUGAAAUCAAUAAAUAGAUGCUUGAAAAAUCAUGUGCCAGUGAUGACAAUUAUCAAGACUUAAUAAAUCUACCUAAAGUAUUAAAGUCUAAUGAUUCAAGAGGCUCGGAUAAGAAACUUGUUGAGAAGUCACUGCUUCAAGCUCACUAGAACAGUGAUUCAAAGAUAGAUGACACAAUGAAUUAUGAGAUAAUCGAAGAAGAUAUAAAUGAUGAAGAAGCUUAGUCGAGGAAAAUUCCUAUGAUUUUUAAAAACAACAGCAGAGAUGAUGUAGGUUAGCAUAAAUAUAAGGAGAAGCUUAAUAAUCUAAGAGGCUAUCAAGGGUAUAUAUCUAGGCAAUUGCUCGCAUUAGGCUAUGAUGAGAAUCAAAUUUUGGUAUUAAUUUAAAACUACCCUUACGCACAGUCAUUAGAAGAGGCUGUUGACUACUUGACUUUCGAUGCCAACGGUUGGACUCAUCCCUUUAUUACAUAAUCUUAAGGUUUGUUCUCUCAAAAGGUUUGUAUACUUUGCAGUGAAGAGAAGCAGACUCAUAGUGAAAGAUAAGGCAUGAAUUUCAAUCCUAUAAGAGAAAAUGAAGCAUUUCCAGAUUCAUUCACUUGUGGAAUCUGUUACAUGAAUAUAGAAGAUGAGGAACUAGUCUUAUUGAGAUGCUAGCAUGCUUAUUGUUUGACCUGUCUCAAGGAGUUUGUUAAUUUCCAAGUCAAUAAUGGACAGAUAAAGAAAUUAAUUUGUCCUCAUAGUGAUUGCCAAAUCGAAAUUAAUUUAAAAUAUUUGCAGAAACAUGUGAUGGAUGAUGAUACCUAUUCUAAGUAUUUCAAGUUUUCUAACAGAUAAGAAAUUCAUAGAAAUCCUAGAAUGAAAGGCUGUCCAACUCCUGAUUGUGAAGGCUACCUUGAGAAACCACAUAUAUCUUCUGAAACUUAAGUGAUUUGUGAUACUUGCAAAAAGUGCUAUUGCUUUAAUUGCUUGCAUACACCUCAUCCAAGUGAAACUUGUGAAUAAAAGAUAGCUAAGGAUUAUGAAGAAUGGGCUACUAUGACUGGUAAUGAUGUUGGAUUAUGCAAAAAUUGUGGAAUUAAGAUUGAAAAAGAAGGAGGAUGUCCUAAUAUGAUAUGUAAAAUAUGUAAGCAUGAAUGGUGCUGGACUUGCAAAGAAGAUUUCCCCGUUCACACACCUGAAUGUUCAAACUAUCAAUUUUAUCUAGAGAUCUUGGAGUUUUAAGGACUCAAUAAUAAUGAUACGGAUACUUGGGGCUGGUAUAAUCUAGGUACGAGGCAUGGAUUUACGUUCUGGCUUUGCUAACUUUUACUGCUUUUAAUUCUAGGAUUGCCUUUGUUAUUACUAGUUAAUGUAGCCUUGACACCAGUCUACCUGCUCAUUAUGAUUUAAACUUGUUGCAGCAUUAAUAAGCAAAAGUUUAAAACCUGGUGGGGAGUAAUCAUCACAAUAUUUGCCUUUCUAUUACUUUAUGUUGGUAUUCCAGUGAUUUUCUUUAUAUUAACCAUGCCUUAGAUCGUCAUCUUCACAUGCAAGAUUUUCAAAGAAUUGGGAAUGCUAAUGAAAAAUAGAUGCAGAUAUUAUAGGGGACAUAGUGUUUCACCCAUAAUGAAUAAAUAUUUUUUAAGGAUAGGAUUAGAUUGA